Messenger RNA from Saccharomycodes ludwigii, 1479 nucleotides. RefSeq names its product cAMP-dependent protein kinase regulatory subunit BCY1 (gene BCY1). The record is from RefSeq and is a predicted model, not a curated record. The transcript has a single exon. The coding region runs from base 1 to 1479 and encodes 492 amino acids. Gene Ontology annotation, molecular function: cAMP-dependent protein kinase regulator activity. Gene Ontology annotation, cellular component: cAMP-dependent protein kinase complex; nucleus. NCBI's taxonomy places the organism in Eukaryota, Fungi, Ascomycota, Saccharomycetes, Saccharomycodales, Saccharomycodaceae. Gene Ontology annotation, biological process: regulation of protein phosphorylation.
AUGUCUUAUCAACCCGAAUUGGAUAAGUUUAUUAAAAAAGUGAAAUUAGAUAAUCCAAAUGAUUUCUUUCAAUAUGGCGCUCAAUAUUUUCAAAACAAGUUGCAAACUCAGCGUGAGUAUUUGAAAAAUAUUGAGAGCAAAGCUUUGGAACAUGGUUUGAUUUUAUUUCCAUCGAAUAUAACGCACGAUAUAAAAAAUGACGAUAUAAAUGAUGGUAAAAAUGAAAAUGGUGCAAACAUUAGUAAUGAUGAUGUUUUAUUUAAGUCGCCAUUUGUUGAUUCUGAUCCUCAUACUGCCCACCAUAUAAUUGAACAAGAUAAUAACAGCAAUAAUGUCGAAGACUCUACUAAUAAGGGAAAACUUGCUGAUUUUAGUCUUGCCCAUGAUGAUCCUCAUAAUACCAAAGGCAACAGUGAUGUCAAGGAUAAAAAUGACAAAAACAGCAAUGGUGGUAUAUUUAAAGGUGGGUUUACUGUGGGUUCAGAAUCAAAUAAAAAGAAGGAGAGUCCUUUAGAUCCAAUGGCACCAAUACCAUCAUUAUCGAAUUCUUCAACGAAAAAUACCAAACCAGAUGCUAGACCCAGACGGUCUAUCGUGAAUCCAAAGCCGUUGCCAUUCAACUUUAAUGCACAAAGAAGAACAUCUGUUAGUGGAGAAACAUUAAAGCCAGACACUUUUUAUCUAAAUGACGACGAGCUAUUAUCGGCCAACAAGAAAUCCAAAAAGAGUGAAGAACAGCUAAAGAGAUUAUCAAAGGCUAUUGGAGAUAAUUUCUUGUUUAAAAAAUUAGAUUCCGACAGUAAAAAGUUAGUUAUUAACUCUUUACAGGAAAAGUUUAUUGGCCAAGGUGAAGAAAUUAUUAAACAAGGUGACGAAGGUGAUUAUUUCUACAUAGUAGAAAAUGGUACUGUUGAAUUUUUUGUUAACAAUGAAAAGGUUAAUACUAGUGGACCAGGUUCAAGUUUUGGUGAAUUAGCUUUGAUGUAUAAUUCGCCAAGAGCAGCUACAGUGAUUGCAAAAACUGAUUGUAUAUUAUGGAGUUUGGAUAGACUAACUUUUAGAAAGAUUUUGUUGGGUGGCAGCUUCAAAAAGAGAGUUCUAUAUGAUGAGUUUUUAAAAUCAGUACCAAUCUUGAAGUCCUUGACUACCUAUGACCGUGCCAAAUUGGCAGAUGCCUUGGAUACAGCAUAUUAUAAGAGUGGCGACGUGAUAAUCAAGGAAGGAGACGUUGGUGAAAAUUUUUAUUUUAUCGAGCGUGGAGCUGCAGAUGUUUUGAAAAAGGGACAUACUGAGCCUAUUGCUCAUUUAAAAGCUGGUGAUUAUUUUGGUGAAGUUGCUUUAUUAAACGACCUACCCCGCCAAGCUACCAUUAAAGCCACUGAAGCAACAAAAGUUGCCACAUUGGGGAAGAGUGGAUUUCAAAGGUUACUAGGUCCAUGUGUAGAAGUUUUGAAACUAAAUGAUCCAACGCGUAGGUAA